UCCAAAUUAAACUAAUAUAGUGAUAAUGUCUAUUCGUUUUUGCGAUCUUAUGGUAAUCAAUAUAUUUAUGUAUCUAUUAGCAACGGUGACUAAAAAUGAUAUUAUCAAGAGCUAAACCAGCGUCUUCCGAAGGAGUGAAAAGAUCUACAUCGGACAAAAAAAUACCCAAAUUAGAGGAGUUUUUAGAGAAACGCGAUUACACAGGUGCUUUAACACUUUUGGAAUUCAACAACGCCUCAGAAAGUACUUUAAACUCCGAGCUAUGGAUGGGUUAUUGCGCGUUUCAUUUGGGGGAUUACAAACGUGCAGCUACGAUUUACGAAAAUUUACAAAAACGAGACGAAAUACCGGCGGAUACCUCGACAAAUUUGGCAUGCUGUUAUUUCUUUCUUGGAAUGUACCCUGAAUCACAAAAACUCCUGGAGGAUGCACCGCACAGUAAAUUGAAGAACAGACUUUUGUUUCAUUUGGCGCAUAAAAUGGGCAACGAGGCGAAAUUAAUGGAGUAUCAUCACAUGUUGGAGGAUGUAAUAGAGGAUCAACUUAGCUUGGCAUCCAUUCAUUAUCUCAGAGCACAUUAUCAAGAGGCCAUCGACGUUUACAAAAAGAUUUUGUUAGAGAACAGAGAUUAUUUUGCGCUAAACGUAUACGUUGCUUUGUGUUAUUACAAAUUAGAUUAUUAUGACGUAGCUCAAGAAGUCCUUCAAGUUUACUUGCAAAAAUAUCCCGACAGUGCAAUAGCAAUAAAUUUAAAAGCGUGCAAUCACUUCCGUUUAUACAAUGGUAACGCUGCACAAAGUGAGAUGAAACAAUUGAUAGAAAAGAUGUCCAACUCUUUCAGCUUUAGUCACGAUCUUAUACGCCACAACGCGGUUGUUUUCAAAGGUGGAGAAGGUGCAUUGCAAAUUUUGCCCAAUUUGGUGGAUGUUAUACCAGAAGCCAGACUGAAUUUAGUAAUUUAUUAUUUAAAGCAAGACGACAUGCGAGAAGCAUUCGAAUUAAUCAAAGAUCUUGAACCAGCCGUGCCACAAGAAUAUAUUUUAAAAGGAAUAGUUAAUGCAGUGAUGGGGCAAGAGACGAAUUCCCGCGAUAACAUAAAGACGGCACAACAGUAUUUUCAAUUAGUGGGCUCCUCCGCAUCUGAAUGCGAUACCAUACCUGGUAGACAAUGCAUGGCAUCUUGCUUCUUCCUGUACCGUCAAUUCGAAGAAGUUCUCGUGUACUUAAAUUCAAUAAAGACUUAUUUCUCCAAUGAAGAUAAUUUCAACUUCAAUUAUGCGCAAGCACAAACUGCAGCAGGCUACUUCAAAGAAGCGGAAGAGGCGUUCUUGAAUAUACGAAACGAGAAAUAUAAGAAUGAUUAUAUUUACAUAAGUCUUCUGGCACAUUGUUUUAUAAUGAACAAGAAAUCCCAAUUGGCUUGGGAUUUAUACCUAAAAAUGGACACAACGACGGAAUCGUUUAGUCUGCUCCAAUUGAUAGCCAACGAUUGUUACAAAGUCGGUGAAUUUUGGUACGCAGCGAAAGCAUUCGACGUGUUAGAACGAAUGGAUCCAAGUCCUGAAAAUUGGGAAGGGAAACGUGGCGCUUGUUGCGGCGUGUUUCAAUGCAUCGUGGCUGAAAGGCAACCAAAAGAGCUAUUACCUGAGAUUAUACAACUUUUGAAGAACACCUCGAAUUCACAAGUGGAGCAGAUCAUUCGAGUGAUGCGCAAAUGGGGUAAAGAUAACAGAAUUAAUUGUUGAUAUAAUCGAAUGAACAGAUGAAUGAUCGUUUAAACCGUAACUUUAUCUUACAUAUAGUUUUAUGUUAAUGGAUAUAUGUAUUAUGCAAGACGCGUUACUGUUAUGUAUAUGAAUUAAUAAUAUAUUUUAUCUAAGAUCUAAAAGAUCUGUGUAAAGAAAUAACUCAUGACGUUGAUGAUUUAAUAUAAAAUAGAUAUAUUUAAACUGUGAUACACUCAUUUUAUAAUAUAAUAAUAAUAAUAAUAAUAAUAAUAAUCAUAAUAAUAAUAAUAAUAAUAAUCAUUGUAAUAGCAAUAAUAAUAAUAAUUAAUUUUAACAAACACAAUCGGUGAAUCGUAAAAACACCAUAGUCGAUGGCGUACACCGCAUUCGCAUACUUGCACAACUCCGAUCAAAAAAAAAAAAAAAAAUUCGACAUUCUUCGAAACGAAAUGCAUUUUUGGAAAGUCACGAGGAAUCGAAAAACUUGUCCCAUUCUCCUCGUGAUUUUCCACAAAACAAUUUCGAAUGGAAUGGCUGCUGAAGUUCAGCAAAAGAAACAAGGAAGAACACCCAACCACGAACAUUGAGGGUAUUCCAAAAAUAUUGAGCAGACGAAGAAAAUGCAAGGAAACUCUUUAACGAUACCCUAUUAAAUUAUAUGUAUAUAAUUAUUUGUAAUAAUACAAUAAAUCGUUUAAAACUCAUUCAGUAGCCAUUGCCCAUCUAAUAACCAGUAAUCAAUGUUUUCGCGUAAAAAUAAUAUCUUUUUUUGCGUCUUCGUUAAGAUAAUUAAUUAAAGAUCUAAUAGUAAUAUAUCGAACAUUUCCUCGAUUCCUAUUUCCUCCUCGUAUCAAAAAUAUUUAACGUAAAAAACGAUUUUUUCAUUAUUGAAUAUCUAUUUGAUAAAUAACUAAAAAUUAUUACAUAUCGUUAAGAUAUUGUUGAGAAUUUUAAUUUUUGUUGAAAACUUGGAUUACUGGAAAGGGCGGCGGACUUCAGAGAAUCUCAACUUAUUUUCCACGGUUUUCAUCUAGAAGGCAGUAAAAAGAGUGUUUCUUUCUUGCAACAGUUUGAAAAUUCUCGUGUCCUACGUUUUAUUAUUCGACGCGUUUCAAAAAUGUAGAGAGAGAGAAGGAGUGCCCGAUAUCAAAUCGUGGCUACGUUUUCCAUAUAUAAAAAUAGCACCAGAAAAAUGGUUUCCGCGGUGCCUUUCAACGGCACACGACAAUUGUAAAUUUCUUUUUCUUUUUUUUUUUCCAUCGUUCGUGCGAUUCGCGCGAAUUUCUAUACGGCACUCGUUCUCUGGUUCCUUUCAAUGGACUUUUUUCCUUUUUUUUUUUUUUUUAUGACACGGAUAAUAUAGUCCAUCGGAUAAAAUAGUCUCGCGAGUCCAUACAGUAAUCGAUUAUUACAUGUUUCUUUAACAUUCUUGAGGGGAAAAAAGAAAGAAGAAGAAAAGAAAAGAGAAAGGAAAGGAAAGAAGAAGAAGAAGAAGAAGAAAAAAAAGGACAUCGCGGUUCCUCGAUUUCCCAUACAUACAUACAACAACGAUGAUAUCUGUGUUUCCGUCGAUAUUACGCUAAAAACGUAGCUUACUUUUUCCACUAUUCUAAAUGUGUAUGUAAAUACGGUAAUGAUAGAGCGGAAAUUUCUCGUGUUCUCCUCACUCUCGACUUUCCUUCUCUCCCGUAUCUCUUUCUCUCAAUUCUCAUCAAACAAUCAUUCAAAGAUAUUUUCCCCUUUCACGCGAUCCUCACACUUACUCUACUCUCCUUUCCUAUCGUCAUCGUUUUUAAAAAGAUUCUAAUGAUUUUUGUGCUCCCACUUUCUCACGUCUUACGUACGAGCAAUGUACGAGCAAAGUAUUCUCUCCCUUCUUUUUUUUGCAUUUUCGUUUUUUCGCUUUUCCCCUCCCCCCCUUCUUUUUUUCUUUUUUUUCUUUUUUUUUUUUUUCUCUUUUGGCAAUCUGCCAACGAUCGAUCAAAGAUCGUUGCAUGGGCGGCGGUAAUCUACCGUUACAUUAACAUUAACGUUAAAAACUCGCUGUUCGCAAUGACAACGACUAUGUGAAACAGGUUGUCUACGGAUAAUGCAACAUCCCGACGUGCCAUCAUUGCGGUACAGUAAUUGAUCAGAAAUCUAAAAUCUGAAGAUCAAGAAACAUUAGAAACAUGGUCGAACUUCGAUCUACGAACGAGAGACUCGCGCAACGAUUGGCACAAGCCCGUAAUUCAUAUUUCGAUCGAAUCCCCACGAGGGACUCGUACCGAUCGAUAUUAUCAAUUCCUAAAAGUAUUUCUAAAUUGAAAAACUGGAGAAACGCUUAAAACGCUUUCGUUCGAUCCGUUGCAGUCGUCGUUAAGUUAAUAUUGAGCUUGUACAAUUUGUGAAAUUUUUCGGUUUUAAAAACUAGAUGUUACGUUAUUUUACUUAUCUCGCUAGACGAUACAUGUGAUCACUUUCGACUGCAAUGAACGUUUUAAUUAUUCAUCUAAACAAUGCUACAGCUCUCUCGAAAAGACUUUCAUUUGGGCGGAUGGUUCCACCAUCCCCUAAGCAGCCUCUAACUUACAAAGAACGAGCUUAACGUUAAAAAAGAAGAAAAAAAAAAAAAAAAACAGGAAGUGGCACCUCCACGACGCUCGAAAAAGAUUCAUCCUUAGCAUCGAAGUACUGUACGGAUGUUGCAUCUGUUGCGUCAAGAUAUUCACCCGUCGCGUAGACGCGUGGAUAAACGUACGACAAACUUUCUAUGCGACGCGUAAAUAUCCCGUCUAAGGAGCUUAGAUUCGGUAAAUUACACGGUAAAGUUAAUAGUAAGAAGAAGAAGAAGAAGAAGAAUAAGAACAAGAAGAAAAAAAAAUUCUACUUAAAGAACCAUGUACAUAGAGAGUAUUUUUAACAGAGACGAUCUUGCGACGAAACUAACUUCGGCCUAGUCGGGAAAAAUCGCUGAUUCCAUCACACGCGAGCGAGGCGGAAGUUAGUUUCAAGAUUCCCCCUUUAUACCUUAGGAAAAGGAUCUUCUAGCAAGAUCGAGAAAAGAGAGAGGAUAGAUCGUGGAAUUGGAUUCAAGCACCUUCCAACUCCACGGUCCACGGUUAAACAAUUGUCGUUUGGCAUUUAAAUAUGGCGUUGUUAAGUGCUCGAGAUUUGUGAAAAAUCGUUGCUCGCUCGCGCCAACGAUUUUUACGAAUAUUUCCGUAAUAUAUUGGAAACUGUGCGAUCGACGUUGUCCCGAAAGAUCCAGAUGUUUUUACGUUUGUUGUCGUUGUUGCUGUCGACUCGUCUCGAAAAAUGAUGGCAGUGUCGUUCCAAGUGAGCAAAAUUUCAUGAACGAAUUUCUUGGUUACACAUACGCACCGAAGAAUUCUGUGUUGAUCAAUUACGCGUGAACGAUCGAAUUUGAAAAUUAACAAAUAUCGAGCGAAUCCUCUGUAAUUCUUGGUUAGAAACGCGAUGGUUCGUAUUUGAUAAUCGAUCGCACGUGUUCCCCUUUAAACGCGUGUUGGCUUAAAAGCCACGUGUCAUCAUAGUGUCGUUCCGUGUACUUUUGUUGUUGUUUCUUGGUAGGCAGUUAGCACGUAAAAUACGAUGAAAAUUCAUAAGACACAAGCGGUUGAAUGUUAUAUACACGUUCGUUAAAUUCUGAACAAAGAACAGGAUCUUUGUGUUAAAGGGUGAAAGAGAAAGCGUACGCCAGUGUGGGUGAACAAGGGAGGCGCGACAACGAACUUUCGUUAAUACUGAUUAACGCAUGAUGAUAAUAAUGAUGAUGAUGAUGAUUUCAAUUACUACGUGUGUGUUUCCUUUUUUUUUUUUUUUCAUUAGGAACUAAAUUCCAUAGGGGGAAUUCUAAGGGUUUCACAGAAAAAUUUCCUUGCAAAGAAUUAUAUAGUGCCUCUCGAGCAAUAUCGGUAGAAUAUAUAAUCGACGCGUCUUCGAGAAUAAGAGCGAAUCGAACUUUGAGUAUAACACGCGUAAAUCUCGAAGUCGGGUCGAAAUAUUAACAGAGUAGAAGAGACCUUGGUCGCGAUGGCAUUUGAUUGGAAGAAAUAUUGAACGUCGAAGAAAACGGUGGUAAAACGAUAUCAGUCAAGUUAAAAAAUCGAUUGUCCAGCGAUUAACACAAACGAUUUGAAUCGUCGUUUUAUUACAGUUCGGUGAUUAAAAAGGGAAAAGGGAAAGAGAAAGAAAGAAAUCGCUGAAGCGCUAUAAAAAAAAAGAACAAGUAAAUCGCAAAAGAAAAGGGAAAAAAAAA
Molecule: messenger RNA, 5988 nt
Organism: Apis cerana (Asiatic honeybee)
Lineage: Eukaryota; Metazoa; Arthropoda; Insecta; Hymenoptera; Apidae
Gene: Ttc26
Product: tetratricopeptide repeat domain 26
Biological process (GO): intraciliary anterograde transport; intraciliary transport involved in cilium assembly
Cellular component (GO): ciliary base; intraciliary transport particle B; ciliary basal body
Molecular function (GO): intraciliary transport particle B binding; protein binding
Source: RefSeq, a predicted model, not a curated record